Eleginops maclovinus (Patagonian blennie) is the source of this 4362-nucleotide messenger RNA. RefSeq names its product adhesion G protein-coupled receptor E5. The transcript has 17 exons. The record is from RefSeq and is a predicted model, not a curated record. Lineage: Eukaryota; Metazoa; Chordata; Actinopteri; Perciformes; Eleginopidae. Bases 237 to 2444 code for a protein of 735 amino acids. Gene Ontology annotation, cellular component: plasma membrane. Gene Ontology annotation, biological process: cell surface receptor signaling pathway; adenylate cyclase-activating G protein-coupled receptor signaling pathway. Gene Ontology annotation, molecular function: G protein-coupled receptor activity; calcium ion binding.
GGCUGAGAGUCUGAAACAGAGAGGAAGAACGCUGGUGAAGGUUCACUGUUAUUUUGCUGCCGUACAAUUAUCCUCUACAGAAAGGAUUGAUCUUUUUGUUAUCGACGCCUGCUGGAUUUUAUUGGACUUUGAACUUUGUCAGGACCUAAACGUUUAUUUCAGUAUUUUAACUGGAUCUAAAUGAUUUAUAACUAAUUCACAGUUCUGAUACAGUAAUCCACUGGUUUGCCUUGGACAUGGGGUCUGGGAAGGAGCUCCUUAUUCUCGGCGUAUUGGUUAUGCUGCAGGAAUGUUGGACUGACUGUAAAAUUGGCCAAAACAAAAAAGGGCGACACUGUGUUGAUGCGAAUGAGUGCGAAGAACAGCCAGGCGUUUGUCGGGAAAACUCAAAUUGCUUCAACACGGAUGGAAGCUUCUACUGUAGCUGUAAACAAGGCUUCAGAGACAGUGACAAGCAAGUUAACUACACACUAGAAGGAAAUUGUCAAGAUAUAAACGAGUGCACUGAGGAUAACAAUACCUGCGGUCCCGCUGCUCAUUGUACAAACCUGAUGGGGAGUUUCAAUUGCACCUGCAACUUCGGCUACACCAACUCCACCAGCGUUGGUCACUGCACAGACAUAAAUGAAUGCUUUGAAGCUCAAAUGAAACCAGUAGACCUCUGUGGAGAAAAAGGGACUUGUAUUAACAGUAAUGGGAGUUACUGGUGCAGCUGUUCAGAAGGAUACACCAAUUAUGGCAACAGCAGGACAAAGUGCUCACCACUCAACUGUGACAACUUCAGUGGAGACGGCGGGCCUGCAUCAUUGCUUGGAGGCCUGGCAGACAUUUUGUCCAUGAUGAGAAACAGCUGUGUGGCUCUUUCUAACCCCAGCGCUGCUAGUGAAGUGAAGACUGAUGGAGACGCACUACUAGAGAAACUAUUCACUGCGGCCGAGUCCAUCCUGUCCCCCGGGCAACUGAAGAGCAGUGAAGAUGUGAGCGGACUGCUCAGUACGGUGGAGAAUGCUAUUAUGCUCAUUGGACCACAACUGAAACAUAACAACACCAAGAUUGAGACCACUGAGACAGACGCAGAGAUCGCAGUGCAGAGGGGAAACACUCGGCCCACAGGACCAAUCCAGCUGACCAAUGAGGUUGCUUCACUCGACACUGACUGGACAACAGCAGCUGGGUCGGGAUCAUACCCUGGUUUUGCUCUGGCUGCAUUGUUGAGCUACAAGAAGCUUGAGAAAUUGGUUAACCGGUCAUUUGAGGGGCUCAAAGGACAUGAAAAAGACGGCUUGAAUCCUUCCUUUCAGAUCUCCUCCAAAGUUGUGUCUGUUUUGGUCUCUAAUCCAAAUACUCAGCAACUGAAUCGCAACGUCACAAUCACCCUCAGACAUCUACAGGAUGCAAACGAGUCGGAGCAGCUGAGCUACGUCUGUGCGUACUGGAAAGAGACAGGAGCCUGGUCCACAGAAGGUUGUUAUCAACAGGAGUCCAAUGCCACAUACACUGUGUGUGAAUGUGAACAUCUGAGCAGCUUUGCUGUGCUCAUGGCUCUCUACCCCAUGAAGCACACCUUUGGGCUCCAAGUGGUGACCAAGGUUGGGCUGACCAUCUCCCUGCUGUGUCUCGUGCUGUGCAUCCUGACGUUCAAGUUCUGCCGCUCCAUAAAGGGAACCCGCACCACCAUCCACCUGCACCUCUGUAUUUGCCUCUUCAUAGCAGACAUCUUCUUUUUGGCCGGCAUCUCACAAACUAAACCUGUGGGUGGGUGCAGGUUCGUUGCAGCGAUGCUCCAUUACUUCUUCUUGGCCGUGUUUACCUGGAUGCUGUUAGAAGGGGUGCAGCUGUACCGCAUGGUGGUCCUGGUGUUCAACACCACCAUGCGCCCCCUCUACUUAUACAUCACUGGUUAUGGGACACCCCUUGUUAUCGUUGUUAUUUCUGCCAUCAUUAGACCAGGCGGAUACGGCACUGACGAGCACUGCUGGCUAUCCCUGAAAGAUGGCCUCAUCUGGAGCUUCUUUGGCCCUGUGUGCUUCGUCAUCAUCCUCAAUGUCAUCUUCUUCUUAGUCACGGUCUGGAAGCUCGCCCAGAAGUUUGCCACCCUCAAUCCAGACCUCACCAAACUGCACAAAAUUAGAGCGUUCACAGUGACAGCUAUCGCCCAGAUGUGCAUUCUGGGUCUCAUGUGGGUGUUUGGGGCCUUCCUUUUUCAAGAGGAAAACACAGUGGUGGCAUACAUCUUCACUAUCCUCAACAGCCUGCAGGGAGCGCUGGUGUUCUUCAUGCACUGCCUACUGUCUAAACAGGUGAGAGAGGAGUACGCCUAUUUCCUCUCCUGUAUCUGCACGUCACAGAAGAAGAGCUACUCAGACCUCACCAGUACCAACCCCUCCAGCAGUCAGUCACAAGCUUCGCGAAGUGGGCAGCACACCGGAGAAUCCCAAAUAUGAAGAACUGUAUCUUGUAUAUAACCCAUAGACAAACCUUUACCCUAUCUGGGCUAGGUCUGAUUUUAAAGGUUUAGAUUAGUUCUAAUGAACAUCCAGUCAUUAUUUGGUUACUUUAAGGUAAAUUGAAACUCCAUUUGAGUACCAUCGCACAAAUGAUUUGUAAUCGUAUAACUAAUCAGGGUCCCUCCCACUGGCUGCAAGAUAAAUCUGAGUGGAAUCAGCCCCAUCAGUUAAAUCUCAGGCCUUUCAAACCCUUGUGAAGUUAAAGGGACCACAUGUUUUAGACCUCAAAAUCCAUAAACCUGAAUCCAAAAGCAUGAUUAGCACACUUUGCCAAUCAAUUGCAUUAUUGGCCAGAUUGUUAUCCCAUAAUGUGUCAUUCUUGUCACAGCAGGCAAAAAUGUGGAUUGUCAAGUAUCUAUAUGUUUAUCUAAAACGGAUCACAAUCAUACUAUAAGCUGUAUUGCCGUUGGAAAGAUUAAAAGUAAAACAUACAUACUGUACAUUGACAGAAUAUUUAUUUUCAAUCGCAGACAAAUAUGUCUUCAAUAUGUAGGGUACAAGAUAAUAUGAGUUACUCUUUUUAUGUUCAAAGCAUGAGCAAUCAGUUUGCGCUGAAUUCUUUAAAUGUUUUUUGUAAAGAUGGAUGGAUGUGCCUUUUGUUCAAGGAAAUGUUCAGUGAAAUAUUUUUCCAUAUAAAGUAUUGGCAGAGAAACAUCUGAUUUAAGAUGCACAUGUCCCAAGGCAUGCCUCGUCAUGUCCCCAGGCAUGCCUCGUCAUGUCCCAGGCAUGCCUCGUCAUGUCCCAAGGCAUGCCUCGUCAUGUCCCUGCACAUCCCAUGUGGGCUUCUGCAAGGAUUUUGUUGAUUUUUUAAAUUUUAUUACAAAAUGAGUGAUUUUAAUUCACUUGUGGCUUUAACAAAAAAGUCUUUAUUGAUUAGCCAUUAAGCUGUGUCUUUUAUCACUAGUGUAUGUGAAGAUAUAGAAACAUGUUUCUAUUAGCAAACAAGAAAACAAAUCCAGCCCAAAAUAGUCGGUCUGGAAAUACAGGAAAACAGACACACCCUUUCUCAUAAGCCUGCAAUUUCCUGCAAUCAAAGUGUUUUCAUGGAGUUAAAUUCCAUUUCGUUAUCAUGUUGUCUUAUUAUAGCUGAUGGACUAUGUGUGCACACAUUGUUAUUGAUUGUAAGGAUCACAUCCCUGAAAUGAGAACUUAUAUUAUUUUAGUGAGGAAAAUGAUGGGAGAUGUACAGACCUGUGUUUCUUUAUGUUAUUGCACUUUUCUGUUGUAAAUGUGAUAGUCCAGCACAUCUUCACUUAAAUGGUGCAUGUGAUAAUCAACAAGACUUGAGAAGCAGCCUCAUUUACAGUACCAAAACAGUUUAUUUGUUAAAAACAGAGAAAUGUUUUCAGUAGUUUAUAGACAACAGUGAAAAGAAAUAAUAAUAACAAUGUAACUCAAAGACAUACCUAUAAAUAGUAAAACCAGAGAAACUGAUAAUACUGCAGUGGUCUCUUCAUUUUCUCUGGAGCUGUAUAUUUGUUCUUUUACUUUAUAGAAAUUGAUCAGAGAGAUUGAUCUGCAGAGAAAAAUAGACAGAUUGUUCAAAGAAUCGCCAUGAGCCUGAUUAAGACCACUCUUUGGUUAUAACAAAUAAACUGUUUUUGUAUGGCUGCACUUUUUGUGACCAUCGAUACCUUUUAAUUCAUGCAUUGCUAAAUGUAUUUUUAUGUGAAAAAGCUAUGUGCGUUAUGGUACAACAUUUUGUGAAUGUAAGAAGCUUAUUGUAAGAAUAGGUGUUCUUGUAAGGUAGACCAUAAGAACUUAUUUUUGUAUUUCGUAAUUUUGUAUGUAUUUUGGUACUGUUCUUUAGAAUAUGCACACAUUUUAUUAAAGCUUCUAUUUCAUCUGAAAAAAA